AUGUCAGAGUAUCUUGCAAGGUUGAGACAUUUCACUACUUGUGACAUCUCAGAUGGGCUAUUGAAUUUGUAUGGAAUCACUAAUGGUGGAUAUUUCCCUAAUUUGGUGAGAAGGUCAGGGUCUGGGACUAUCGUGGGUAGGGCUUUUCCUGUGUUGUUCGGGCAUAAAAAUGCUACCCAAGAUAAACCCAGUGUCAAUUACAUCGAUAAUGUGCCAGCAGAAUCUAUCGUAACCAUCGGUAUGACUGAAGAUUUACAAUUGAGCAGUGCUCCAUAUACCAAACCUAUUCAGGGCAUGUACGGUGGAUUAAUGUCUACAAGAGCAAAAUAUUUAGGCAGCCAUGGUACGGUUGUAUUUGGUAGAAUCAGAGAUAUCGAAGAGCAUAAGGCAUUGGAUCACAGCGUUUUCAGUUACGGUAUCGGUACCUGUGCUCCAAAAGCAGUUUUGAAACCGAUUUCGUAUAACUGUGAGUUGAAGAUUAAGAUUAGCGAUGGCACUACGGAGACAAUUAAUCCCGGCGAUUAUUUGGUAUGUGAUGAUCAUGGAAUGGUUCGUAUUCCAACUGCCGCCGUCGACUUAGAUAAGUUGAUCACAUAUAUAGAAAAGUCUAUCGAAGCCGAUGACCUUGUUUCUCAAGACAUAAAGGAGGGAAAACCUGCUGCUCAGUCUCAAUCAGAACGUAGAGCAAUUCUUAAACAAUAUUUGUAA
Messenger RNA from Kluyveromyces lactis, 708 nucleotides. Its product is annotated as bifunctional 4-hydroxy-4-methyl-2-oxoglutarate aldolase/oxaloacetate decarboxylase. The record is from RefSeq and is a predicted model, not a curated record. Lineage: Eukaryota; Fungi; Ascomycota; Saccharomycetes; Saccharomycetales; Saccharomycetaceae. The transcript has a single exon. The coding region runs from base 1 to 708 and encodes 235 amino acids.